GGCACCACACGUGUCCCACGGUCCUUUGCGUCGCCGUGACGUCAGGUCAGCUGAUCUCUGCGGCAGCAAGGAGAAAGAUGUCGCUGAAAAACUGGCGAAGGAUGGAGCCUGUGUUCACCGCCGCGUUUGUCCUCCUGCUCUUCGUCACGACCGGUGUCCAUGGGGACAGUGUGACAGUGCUGCAAGCUCCAGAGUUUGUGUCUUUCCAGAAAGGAGAAUGGCCCAUCUCAGGAGAGAAGAUCCCUGACCUGGUGGCUCUAACCAUGGGCUUUUCUGUUCAGGAGGAUCUGUCUUGGCCAGGCCUGCAGGCUGGCCCGCUGUUCCAGCGUCCCAGGGCUAACGUGCUGGUGGUGGUGAGGGGAGUUGAUAGCCUGGCGCUGCCCCAGAGCGUAGCGUCCUACCAGUUGGAGAAUCCGGUGCCCUUCACCUUGGACAGUGUUGCAGAAACGGUGCACUCUCUGUUUGCUGAAGACACGCCUGUGGUGCUGCAGCUGGCCCCUAGCGAGGAGAGGCUGUACAUGCUGGGCAAGGCCAAUGCUGUGUUUGAGGAUCUGCCAGUUACCCUGCAGCAGAUCCGCGCUCGCCUGUCCCAGGACGGCUCCGUGCUGGCCUCCCUGCCUCUCAACUCGCUCAGCCGCAACGCAGAGGCUGAUUUGCUCUUCCUGUCUGAGGUCCAAGUGCUACAUGACAUCACAGCUCUGCUGCAGAGACACAGGCAUCUGGCCAAGGACCACUCCCCUGACCUGUACUCGUUGGAGCUGUCUGGCCUGGAAGAGCUGAGCCGACGCUACGGCCAGGACUCCCCUCAGUACCGCGAUGCCACUGCCAUCCUGGCCUCUGUCCUGCAGAAGUUCGGAGAGGAUGUUUAUGGUCUUUACGGUAACAGCGCGGUGGUUGAGGUGGUGACAGUGAAGAGCUUCGAGACUCCUUUGACCAGGAAGUCCCGUUCCAUUCUGCAGUCCUCGCAGGUUAGCAACGCAGACAACCCCUACAACCUGGCCUACAAGUACAACUUCAACUAUUCUGUGAUUUUCAACAUUGUGCUGUGGCUGAUGAUUGCUCUGGCCCUCGCUGUCAUCGCCAUCGCCUACAACCUGUGGAACAUGGACCCGGGAUAUGACAGCAUCAUCUAUAGGAUGACCAAUCAGAAGAUCAGGAUGGACUGAGUCCUGACCCUCAACACUCCAGCCGUCUGCUUAGAUCCCUCCAGUGAAUGUUUGUACUUUUUGUGUGAUUUCUCGUUUAGUGACACAAUUGAAAAGUGUGGGGUUGAUGGGGGGCGAGGCCUAAUUCUGAAUUUUCCCAACAGGAAAUAUCAUAUCAUAAGCUCUGUAAUAAAUUUACCUCAGGCAAGGAAAACUUCAGCGUUCAUAGACAUCUAUCAGAAUAAUUACAAUUGUAAGUAGCAGGGCAGCGUUAAAAUGGAAGGCUUCUUAAAUGUUUUAGCCCUUAAGACCUUGACUAACAUGUAUGACCCUAAGGACCUUGAGGUUUACUGAUCCCGUCUGGUAUAUGAAGGUACAAUUUCCUGUAUUAUAAAAAUUCAAAGUGCCACCCCUCAGCCCCACCGCUCACAUCAUUCCUUACGAUGCAACUUCUCCCUCUCCAUGUUUGUUUUCUCCCCACUGGUGAUUGAACUUUUAUUUUUUAUUGUAAAAACAAAAAAAAAAUCUGAUCAUUGUCAUGUGGUGAAAGACUGAGAAUGGUGUGAUCUGUGUGUGUGUGUGUGCGUGUGUGUGCGUGUUGAUUGUUGUGCUCCUCUUUCUAUAUGGAACUGUUUUAAGUUAAAUGAAAUCUAUGUGUAUAUAUUGAAAAUAGAAAUACAACUGUAUGACAAACUGCUGUAUUGUUAUUGUGCGAAGAUUUGUGCAAUGUUGAUGCCAGGAAGGUUGCGCCCUGCAUGGAGUCCAAAUGGUAAAUAAAUACGAUACUGGGUCAUUAAAAACACAUGACUGGAAUUUGGGUUGGUGGUUGGGAUUGGACGAGGAAAAAUAACGCUCUGUAAAUGGCAACAAAAUGCAAAAUAAAUUAUUCCACUGAUCACUA
Myripristis murdjan (pinecone soldierfish) is the source of this 2046-nucleotide messenger RNA. It is a transcript of the gene atp6ap2, whose product is annotated as ATPase H+ transporting accessory protein 2. The record is from RefSeq and is a predicted model, not a curated record. Lineage: Eukaryota; Metazoa; Chordata; Actinopteri; Holocentriformes; Holocentridae. The transcript is spliced from 9 exons. Gene Ontology annotation, molecular function: signaling receptor activity. Gene Ontology annotation, cellular component: membrane; external side of plasma membrane. Gene Ontology annotation, biological process: positive regulation of Wnt signaling pathway. The coding region runs from base 78 to 1166 and encodes 362 amino acids.